CACAACAAGUCAUAUACUUUAUCGGAUUUGUUUUGAAUCACAGACUACAAGCAUUGCAAUGUUUUCCAAUUCUUKCAACAACGACGACGACAACGAAAACAACAACAGCGGGAGAAGCAGAAGGAGCACUAAAAUGGUUUCCCCCGUCUCGCCAUCGCGGGUGCAACAGAUGAUGGGACCCAACGGAAUACCGAAACCAAAGUCCCUGCUCGCCUCGUUUUUGUUUUCUGCACUCUCCGGACCGGAGGAGCAGCGACACGAACAAGUCGGCCACCAGGCAUCACCRAGAUCGCUGCCGGCACCGCGCUCCCUCCAAUCCAACCUGYUGCCCCCCUGCCUGCUCGGAGAAAACGUCGCCGGAUCGUCCCGCCGAUCGAGGACCGUCACGGACGACGCCACGGAGGAGCCCGCUGAGGCUUCGUCCCGUCCACUCCUGCCCCUCCCCCGCCGGUCCUGGAAGAUUUCCAGGGACGACAGCACGGCGCUCUCCAGGGUUCCGAGCUUUUACCCMCCCCUGGACCCCAAYUGCACGGCCCUGGUCACGGAUGCCCCGCCCUCGAUCGUCGUGGUGCGAAUCAGCGAGUGCCUGCGCAAGCGCUCGAUCGCUGCGGAGUACGACGACGAGUCGGUCGUGGCCCGCUGCAUGACCGUGGACCGGUGCGAGUUCGAAAUUCAGCUCUACCGAUCCUCGUCCUCUCCGGCCACGUCGUUUCUCGGCGGGGAUGACUUUGACGUGACCAUGGCGGACCUCGGGACACUGCCCUCUACCACGUACAACGCCCCCAGGUGCGACGCCGUGAUCGUCGAGGUCCGGCGCCUCUCGAGCGGGAGCAGCAUCACGAGCUUCCACGCGGCCUGCCGCAAGAUCCUCAUGGCRGCCAAGGGACUGGACGCCGGCACGGACGAGCGGAAGCCCCGGUGCAGGAACGGAAUGGAGUUCCGGUACCGGCCCACGCGCAAGCGGGGGAGGGACCGCCUGGCCCCCGCUUGCGGCCCGAAACGGCCCAGGAGUCUCCUCGCCGGAAACGGAUCCCCGUCCUCCGAAUCGGGAGGGUCCGCGGUACCCGACGAAACGCCUGGUGGCGUCUCCUCUGCAGAGUCGGCUCUGGAGGGAGCAUUGGAACUGCUGCGAAAGGAUCGAUUAGAGUGCCGGCGGCUGGGAAUGGAACGAUUGGUCGAUCUCACGAAUCCGGACAGCUGCGGAAGGGAAACCUGUCGCCACGUCGGKAYGCGGCUGCUCUCGCAGGAACAGAGCCCGCACCACCCCCGGGGCGUUUUGAUGGAGUACCUGAUGCAUCCGGGCGCCGCCCAGCUGGCCUCCGAGACGGUGUUCGGUAGCAGCGCGAAUGCCCAGGGGGACUGCGAUGCGAGUGCGAACGAGAACGAGAACAGCGAACGGAUGGUGCGAUCAUUUCUGGAAUCCUCGGCUCUGUCGGCAAGCCCGCUCGCAUCGCAUUCCCCUCAAAAGCAGCAACGCCAGCAGAGUGCGCACCACGGGCAAUCCCCGUCCUCUUGCUUCAAGAAGAAAAUGUCCCUGGCUCUGCACCGGCGACCCGCAUCACCCUCCCCCGGACAAGAGCACAACUCCGAUGCCCGACUCWUGUUGUCCCCCGACGACCUCCGCCACGAGGCCCGCCUGCGAGCRAUGGCGCUGCGGGUCCUCUGCAACAUCCUGGACCAUCUGUCGGCUACGAAGGAAUUGCGGCGUGUCUUGUAUCCCAAAGCAAGCAGUAGCGAACCCCGGGCAGCGAAUCGUGGGGUGGGGGCAUCGCGGUGGGUCCAGCCUGCUUUUUUGCUGUCCCUGGUGCAGGAGCUGCAGGGGGCCGGUCGGCCCCCCAGCGUGGCGGAAAACGGGUACAAGCUAGCGUCCGUCCACGAGGCGGCCCUGGCGGCUCGCUGCCUGAGGUUGCUGGCGGGGUACGAGGGCGAAGACGACGACGAAGACGAGAAAGAUUGCGACGAGCGGCACCCCCCGCCACGCACCGGCGACGACRACGAUGAGGACGACGAUUGCCACAGGAACCGUUGCGUGGAAGAGGUCCGCGACUUUUUGAGGUCGGAACCGGUCCUGGAACGCCUGUCGUAUGCCCGRUUGUGCGGCCGGGUCACCCACGCCAUUCUAGAGUUCGAGGCCGAUUGUACGUACCAUCGGCUCACGGAGGAUGCCCGGUCGUGCUGAUCCGAACCGGCACGAACGAAACAUGGAACCAAAACAUCCGCAAUGUCUUUUGCUCGUAGAUGCACAGAUCGAAGAACAACUAGCGUAUCGAACACACGGG
Molecule: messenger RNA, 2279 nt
Organism: Pseudo-nitzschia multistriata
Lineage: Eukaryota; Bacillariophyta; Bacillariophyceae; Bacillariales; Bacillariaceae
Source: the annotation of a GenBank genome assembly